AUGGAAAAAGAAUCGGAACUUAUUAAUGGGGAUAAUGUGAAUCAAGGAAUUUCUGAAAUAUCCUCUGCGACGCCACCUACGCCCAUAUCGCUUUCUCCGCAAGAAUAUCGAAAAUUGAUCUGGAAAAUUGAUCGUCAUGUUUUGCCAGCUUUGUUUACUCUUUGGAUAGUCGCCGUCGUUGAUCGAGGCAACAUCGGGAGCGCAAAUAUCUUCGGCAUUCAGGAGGAUCUUCAUAUGCAAGGAAACGAUUCAACAUGGCUCUCCUUAUCGUCCACACCACGAGACGUUAUUACUGGCGAAACCUUCCUUCUAGGAAUCGUAGCUAUUGGAGAGGGACUUGUCACAAAUCUUGCGGGGUUCUAUGCCAUGCGUUUUUUUGUGGGGUUAUUCGAAACGGGACUCAUCCCAGGAAGUGUCUUUAUUCUGAGUCAAUAUUAUCCUCGGUAUGAAAUGCAAUGGAGAUUAAGUAUGUUGAUGGUUGGCAAUGCCCUUGGAACCGCAUUUGCUGGACUUCUUGCAUUUGCUAUUGCUGGUACCAAUACUUCCAAUGGGUAUAAUGGUUGGAGAUGGAUCUUCAUCAUCGAAGGGUGCAUUACUGUUGCAGUGGCGGUUGUUGCCUACCCAUUCAUGCCAAAGUGGCCGCAUCAGGCAAAAUGGAUGUCCGACGAUGAAAAGACUUUUCUCGCUGAUGCAAUCAAGCAAGGAGGGGUUAUUGAACCGAAGGGUGAGAAGUUAGACAUACACAGAUUCGUUGGCGUUUUGAAGGACUGGAAGAUAUAUGUAGCUGGUAUUCUUCUAGCGUUUACAAUUAUGACGUCAGCUAGCGUCGGGAUAUUUACACCAACUAUUGUUUCUGGCAUCUCUGCUCAUCAGGAUCCUCGCCACGUACAGGUUCUCUGUAUUCCAGUCUUUGUUGCAGCGGCAGUAUCUUCAUUGGUAGCUUCAUUUUUAUCAGAUUAUUACAAACAUCGUACAGCAUUCGCUCUUUUUGGAUACAUUAUGAUCGUAGCUGGUGCGAUAAUCUUACUUAACCAAGAUCAUGUCAACGCGCAUACCAGAUAUGGAGCGGUCUAUCUCCUGGCUUGUGGAAUCUACAUUGCUGUACCAAUAAUCUGGACAAUUCUACCAAAUAACGUUGCUGGAACGUACAAGACGGGAAUUGCAAUAGCAAUUCAGGUCAGCAUUGGGAAUUUGGGGGGUGUAGCUUCAACUCUUUGCUUUGCAAGUACCAAGGCACCAUCUUUUGUCUUGGGAUAUACAACCAUUGUGUGGAUGACUUGUUGUGCUGCGGUUCUCUUAAUUAUCUAUGCAUUGUUUUUGUGGAUGGAGAAUAGGGCUAGAGCAGCUGGUAAAAGGGAUUAUUUGUUAGAGAGAGAGGAUGUCGACACGCUCGGGGAUAUGCACCCUUCUUUCAGAUAUACUUAUUAA
Molecule: messenger RNA, 1428 nt
Organism: Botrytis byssoidea
Lineage: Eukaryota; Fungi; Ascomycota; Leotiomycetes; Helotiales; Sclerotiniaceae
Exons: 5
Coding region: 1-1428 (475 amino acids)
Biological process (GO): transmembrane transport
Cellular component (GO): membrane
Molecular function (GO): transmembrane transporter activity
Source: RefSeq, a predicted model, not a curated record